This is a messenger RNA of Plasmodium falciparum 3D7, 2748 nucleotides long. RefSeq names its product SANT/Myb-like DNA-binding domain-containing protein. Lineage: Eukaryota; Apicomplexa; Aconoidasida; Haemosporida; Plasmodiidae. The record is from RefSeq and is a predicted model, not a curated record. Bases 1 to 2748 code for a protein of 915 amino acids. The transcript is spliced from 8 exons.
AUGUUAGAAAAAGGUAAUAACUUGUGUGAAGUGGAUAAAAAAAAAAAUAUAUACAAGGAAAAUAAUAGUAAUAAUAAUAAUAUGAACAGUAAUAAUAAUAUGAACAAUAAUAAUAAUAUGAACAGUAAUAAUAAUAUGAACAGUAAUAAUAAUAAUAAUAAUAACAUUUACAAUAAUAUAAAUAUAUUCAGUGAAAAAGCGUCUUUUUCUUGUAUAAAGAAUUAUGAUGAACAUGUAACAAAUUAUUUAAAGAAAGGAAAAUUGUUUUAUGGGAAGAUGAAAAAUAAAGAAACACAAAAUGAGAAUGCUCACGAAGGUGAUAUAGAAUCAAGAGAAAAAUACGAUAUAAAAAAAAUUACAAAAAAUGUAAAUAAUAUGAGUAAUCAUGAUAAAAAAAAUGACCAAGUAUUAAAUAAUAAUAAUAUAAAAGAAAACAUAAAUAAUAUUAAUAAUAAUAAUAAUAAUAAUAAUAAUAAUAAUAGUUAUCAUUGUAAGAACGAAUUAAUAACAAGAAAAAGAAACGUAUAUAUGUCCAACCGAUUUAAAAAUAAUAAUAACAAUAAUAAUAAUAAUAAUAGUAGUAGUAAUAAUCCUUUUGAUAAUUUAUCAAGUAGAAAUUACAAAAAUGUAUAUAAUACUUGUCCUAAAAGUAAUUUAAUAAAAAAAGAAAGUCAUAUGAAUGACAAGUUUAAUAUUCAUAAGAAUAUUUUAAAUAAUCAUAUUGAUACAUACACGAAUAAUGAAGAUUCUACUAAUAAGGAUUAUGAUGAUAAACAAAGUGAUAGUAUAAUAAAAAAUAAUUAUAAUAAUAGAAAUAUAUAUAAUAAAUUUUAUAAUAAUAAUUUAAAUAAUAAUUAUGUUAAUUAUAAUGAAAAAAAAUAUAUGUGCCAAAGUAAUAAUAUAUAUAUGAAAUAUAAAAAAAAUCACUUUUACAAAAAUUAUGAUGAUGAAAAGUUAUUAAACAGAAAUUUUAAGAAAAACAGCCAAGCGUAUAGGGGUUAUCAAAAAGUACCUAAUUAUUUAAAAGAAUCAAAUAACCUGCACAUGCAAGAUAAAAGUGAACCAUUUGUUAAAGAGGAAAAUAAAAAUAUGGAGAAUGAAAUAGUAAAUAUGGAUAAAUAUGAAAAUGAUUUUUUAAAACUAAAGGAAGAUAAAAUGAAAGAUACAAAUGAUUUAUCAUUUAAAAGGGAAGAUAAUAAUAAUAAUAAUAUGGAUGGUGAAAAUAUAGAUAUAAAAAAAAAUAUGAGUGAUAAAAUAAAUGACAAAAUAAAUGAAAAUAUAAAUGAUAUAACAAAUGACAAAAUAAAUGACAAAAUAAAUGAUAUAACAAAUGACAAAAUAAAUGACAAAAUAAAUGAAAAUAUAAAUGAUGCUGUAAAUAAUGUUGUUAGUGAAGACAAGGAAUUAAAUUCAGAUAAACAAAGUGAUAAAUAUAUAAGUGAUGAAUUAAAAAGAAUUAAAAGAGAAGAAGAAAAAAAAAAAGUUAUGAAUUGGAAAAGUGAAGAACAGACUUUACUUGAAGAAGGGUUAAGAAUUUAUAAGAAUUUAAAAAAUUGUCCUGAAAAAUGGACAAAAAUUAGUGCAGUAGUAAAAACGAGAACAGCUGAUGAUUGUUUAAAACGUUUUCUUUAUUGUAGAGCUGUUGUUUUGAAAGAAAAAAAAAAACUUAAAGAAGUAACAGAACAAAAAAAUGAAAAAGGAAAAGAAAAAGAAGAAACAAUUAUAAAACAAGGAACAGAAGAUUUAAAAAAUUCAAAGAAUGAAAUAAAUAAUGAUGAUAUAAAAGAUGAUGAAGAACACGAACAAGAUAUAGAUAGUGAUGAUAUGAAUAUUAAUAAUAAUAUGAAUAUAAAGGGAAAGAGUUUAUUGUUAAAUAAUGUGCAUUUAAAAAAUAUAUCAUUAUAUAAGGCAGUAUUAUUAAAGCUACAGUUAAUUUGUAACAGGUGUUGUAAUACAUUUGAUGUAACCUCAACAAGCAAGGAGGCUUGUCAAAUAAUUUGUACUUGCGUCAAUUGCUCCAACAGUGCUGUUGUUGAAGUUUACAGAAAUAUUUGUUUCAUGGAAAACACUUGUGUUUGUAUUUUGAAGUUCAACCAGUGCUCACUAAUGGAUUUACUAACAGCUGAUUACAGUGUUAAUUGUGAGAGUUGUGGAAGAAAAAAUCUUUUUAAAAAUGUCACAUCAGGUAAAGAAAUAAAUGUGAACUGUCAAAAGUGUUUUUCGAAAUUAGAAUUUAAAUACAAAGACAUUUCUUUUGACGAGCCAAUUAAUGCAAAUAACGAAAGCUUAAAAAAAAUUGAUGAUAUGAUAAACAAAUUAUUUACCAAAAAAAAGUCGACUAAAAAAGCUGUACCAACAGCUUCAAAUAAUUUAAAAAUAGAAAAAACAAAAAAUAUGAUAAAAAUAAAUAAUAUAGAAGUUAAAGAUGGAGCUUGUAAGCAUUUCAAAAAAUCGCAUAGAUUAUUUAAAUUUCCUUGUUGUAACAAAAUUUUUCCUUGUCCGACGUGCCAUGAUUUAAAUAGUAAUCAUGAAUGUGACAUUGCGAAGAGGGUUAUUUGUGGGUUUUGUUACAGAGAGUUUAGUGACGAUGAAGUGUGUAUUUGUCAAAGGGAUAAAAAAUUAAAAAAAGGUGGAAAGUUUUGGGAGGUAAGAAAAGGAUGUCGUAAUGCAAUCACGUUAAGCAGAAAUGAUUCCAAAAAAUAUAAACUUUUAAAUAGACAAAGUGUCCAAAAAAAAAAAAAAAAAUGA